Xenopus laevis (African clawed frog) is the source of this 3785-nucleotide messenger RNA. RefSeq lists its product as uncharacterized. The transcript has 23 exons. Bases 150 to 3578 code for a protein of 1142 amino acids. NCBI's taxonomy places the organism in Eukaryota, Metazoa, Chordata, Amphibia, Anura, Pipidae. The record is from RefSeq and is a predicted model, not a curated record.
CGCGCAUCUCUCUUCCGGCCGCAAGGAGACGCUCUAACCUCAUGAAGUAAAUCUCGGUGGUGUUUUCCCGCUGGUCUAGGAACGCGGCCGGAAGUGUUGCAUUUUGUCUGCGCCUCAUUCCUGUGGAAGACAACAACAAGAACUUCAACAUGAGCAGCUUCAGGGAUAGACCCUGGGCCACAAAUUCUGAGAUAGAGGACAGGUUAAAUAUGAGUGGGAUUUCAUCGUCUCAGUCAGUGCAAAGAUCAUACAGGGAUGAAAGACCAUUUCAGAUGGGACGUUACAGUGACUAUGACCAGUUCAAUAAAAGUGGGAUUUCAUCAUCUCAGUCAGUGCAAAGAUCCUAUGAGGAUGAAAGACCAUUUCAGAUGGAUAGACAAUACAGUGCCUACGACAAGGGAAAUAUGAGUGGGUUUUCAUCAUCACAGUCAGCGCAAAGAACAUACGAGGAUGAAAGAGCAUUUCAGAUGGGACAUGGCCGGCUAAAUAAAAGUGGGGUUUCAUCAUCCCAGUCGGCGCUAAGAACAUACGAGGGCGAAAGACCAUUUCAGGGACAAGACAAGGGAAAUACGAGUGGGUUUUCAUCAUCUCAGUCAGCGCAAAGAACAUACGAGGAUGAAAGAGCAUUUCAGAUGGGACAUGACCGAGUAAAUACAAGUGGAUUUUCGUCACCCCAGUCAGCUCUAAAAAUAUACCAGGAUGAAAGACCAUUUCAGAAGGAACUUGACAGGGGAAAUAUGAGUGGGUUCUCGUCAUCUCAGUCAGUGCAAAGAACAUAUGAGGAUGAAAGAGCAUUUCAGGUGGGACAUGACCAGGUAAAUACAAGUGGCCUUUCAUCAUCCCAAUCAGCACAAAGAACAUCUGCAGAUGAAAGUGCAUUUCAGGGACAUGACCAGGCAAAUACAAGUGGAUUUUCAUCAGUUCAGUCGGCACAAAGAACAAACGAGGAUGAAAGAGCAUUUCAGAUGGGACAUGACAAGGUAAAUGCAAGUGGGAUUUCCUCAUCUCAGUCAGCACAAAGCGCAUACGAGGAUGAAAAACCAUUUCAAAGAGGACAUAAUGUGAGGCCAUUUUACAAUCAAGACAGGAUGAAACCACAGCAGAAAAAGACUAUGCAGUUUUUGAAAGAUUACAUGAAAAGAGCAGAUCGAGAGCCGUUGAUUGGCUUGGAGCACAUCAUGGAAUACAGGAUUCAUACUAAAGCAAGAAAAAUGGAAACCAGAUAUGUGUGCGAGCUGUGCACGGCUGAUACAGACUUAAUGCAGAUGAUUGAUCACCUGUGCGGCAUUAAACACAGGAAAUUAUAUAUGGCAAAAGUAUAUCCAUUUGUCCUUAAGUCUCCAUCCAACAAAAAUGAAGAUCGCGUUGACUUCAUAAGACGCAUGGCCCUCGAGAUAGAGCAGGAGGAAGGGACAAAGAUGUAUAAGAUUGAUCCUGCUACCAAAAUUGAAUCCUUGCUGGAUUUGCAGAUUCCACCCCCAACACCCCCAAAAAAAGCAAAGAAAAAAUCCAGGUGGGAGAGUGUGGAAAAUAGGAAGCAGAAAGCUCUGGAUUAUCUGGAAACAUUUAAUCUUGAGUCGGACGCAGAGGCAGGCACUGUAACAUCUCUUACAAUGAAGUUGACCGGAGCAUUGAAGGAAUACACUCAGAAGACCACCCAAGCAGAUCUUUUCCAGUCAAGAUUGGCCAAAGCAAAAGAAGUUGCAGUGUCUAUUAUAAAGAAUGCCACUGCCCCCGUGAAUAAGAAUCCCCCCGUGAAUAGGAAUCUCCCCGUGAAUAAGAAUGCACCCAUGAAUAUGAUUCCCCCCAUGAAUAAGAAUGCACCCAUGAAUAUGAUUCCCCCCAUGAAUAAGAAUGCACCCAUGAAUAUGAUUCCCCCCAUGAAUAAGAAUGCACCCAUGAAUAUGAUUCCCCCCAUGAACAAGAAUCCCCCAGUGAAUAUGAAUGCCCCCAUGAACAAGAAUCCCCCAGUGAAUAUGAAUGCCCCCAUGGAUAUCAAUGCCAAGCUUCAAAAACUUUCCCAAGAAAGUGUCAAAUUGAAUCAGAAGCCUUUCCUGAAAAAUCUCCCAACUCCACCCGUUCAUAACAAGACCACAGAUUCAAAUUCAAAUUUCACGCCUCUAGGCUCCGUGCCUCUAAAGCCAGUUGGAGGCUCCACUACGAUGGGAAAAAGCCUCCAAGUCGACCAGAGUUCAACGCUGAAACCAGAUGCUUCACUCCAAACAGAUGCUUCAGUGCAACCAAAUGCUUCGCUUCCCAAUAAUUCAGACUUGGAAGACGUCCAGUUUUUCAAAAAAUUGAUGGCUCUGUUGGCCGCUCUGCCCCAGAACCCACAAGGUGCAGGGAAUAUGCAAAUGAAUCCAAAGUUGAUGAUGUUAAAAUCGAUAUUGUUUGAUAAAGGCCCAAGUACUGCAGAUACGCAACUGAGCCAACCGCUGUCGACACAGAUGCCAUUGUCAUCACAGGAAACGAACAGCACAGAGUCCAUUCAAAAAUUGCUAAUGCUAAUGGCAUCUCAGUCUCAAAAUGGGCCAAAUAUAUCCAGCACUCCUCUUUAUCAGCAACUGACCAUGCUCAUGGCCUCUCAGAACUCUGUUGAUAGUUCAUUGCUCAACCAAAAUCUGAUGAUGCAAAUGGCUUCUCUGGCAAACACCGCCGUGAGCUUAGAAACCGUCCAACUGAAUCAGAGCUCCGUCAUGCAAAUGGCCUCAGAAAUGCAAAACACUCCCAAUCUAAUCCACGAUCAUGUCGUGAACAUGGAACAGAACCCAGGCAAUCUUUACCCGGACGUCCAAGAUGCAAAUGCACUUGUUCAGCCCAUCUAUGACCCUUUUGAAAGCCAAGAAAAAACCUUCUUUAAUCCUCCAGACCAGUUUGUGGGAUAUCAGACACCCGCUGAUGUUCAGUACAACCCGAUGGAGACGGCUGCAUCUGAGAACAUGAUCUAUCCGGCAGCCGAGAGUCAGUACAUGAAUGUGCCCUAUGAAUCGGGCUUGUAUACUUCUGAGGUUACCUUUCAACUGCCAUAUGAGCAGUCUGCUUUCAAUCCUUCUAUGAUGGCUCAUUCUGGGGAUCCUACUCAUCAUUUUGAAGGCUACAUAGAGGAAGAAGCUAAUGCACCAUAUAGCAGAAUGCCUCUGUCACCUAGCGUUGUUGAUCACCCCUACCCAACCGAGAAUGAUUUCAGAAGGAUCCCUGAUGAUAUAAGGUUUGGGCCGGACAAGAUCCAUUCUGAUGCAUUUGAUGAAAGAGCACAAGAACCUGACUUACGGGCUACAAGACCCAAUAGAGAUUUCCCUGCCUCGAGUAGGCCAAGAGCCGACAGCCGUGCUGAGCUCCGGAACAGCAUCACCAGUACCCGAGGAAAAACGGCUCCCAAAAAUAAGCUUCCUCGCAGCAGGCAGGCCACUUAUAGGUCAGCGAGAGACUCUCGUGAUGCAGAUAAAGGGUCAAGUGAGCUUCCAGAUAUACAAACGUCCGGCUUAUCUGCAGACAUCUUAAAGAGAAUCCGAGGGAAGGAUCUAUUUACUGUGUCGGCGAUUCUUAGCGAAUACGCAGAAAGCCGCGAUGCUAAAUAAAGUAAGCCGACCCCUUUUACUUAAAGGGGAACUAUUGCGAAAAUGAAAAUUGAAUAUACGCUUCAGCACAGUGAUAUAAGAAACGUUCUAAAUACAAUCAAUUAAAUAUUUGGAAUCAUUCCUGAAAUAUUCAAGUUUAUAUUCACUAUUCCUCUCUCAGCAUCUGUUUCUCUUCAUUCUCUCUUCAUUCAGCAGUUGAGUGUCCGA